CAUACAUUUUAAAUCAGAUUAGCCAUUGUGGGGAACAGUGCCGAACGCUUCGUACGGAUCGGGAGCGGUUUGGGAAAUAAAGUGUAGGAUUAAUUCCUACUGUGUUUGUGAAGUGACAAAAUGGGUUUCAAAUUAGUUUUUCUGUUCUCGUGUUUGGUAGCUGCAGUUUCUGCGCAAACUUACCGAGUAUGUGUAUCAACGGCAGUCUCAUCAUCCACUUGUCAGAGCAUCAGCAGAGAUGACAGCCAAGUCACAUGCCAACGAGUGGAAUCCAGAGUGGACUGCGCUCUCAAACUGGCAGCAGGACAAGCUGACCUAGGUUAUUUCUCAGAAGAGGAAACCCUGCUUCUAUCUCAACAGCAGCCCAAUGAUAAUAGAGUCCUUGCUACUGUUAGAGAUGCUUCCAAACUUGACCCCUACGCCUUCGAGACCGUGGCAGUGGUGCCAGCAAACCACACGCGUGGCCUGGACGGGCUCAGCGGUGGAGUAUACUGUCACCCUGGACUCGAUGAGUCGGACUUGAGGUGGUCUCCUCGCGUACUGAAGAAUUUGGAGCAAUUGGCCGCUCGCACAGACCGCUGCCCCGAAGCCAACACAGCCGGCAAGACCGCCGAAGAACUGGAGGUGGAAACCCUCAGCAAGUACUUCUCAUCCGGCUGCAGACCAGGAGCGUGGAGCAACAAUGUCACGGUUGAUGCUGAUCUUAAAUCCCGCUACCCCUCUCUCUGCUCCCGCUGCGGCCCCGACUCCGGCUGUUCUCGCUACACCAUCGACAUGGGCGUCUCCAUCGCUGGCGUGAGGAACGAGAACCGCCACAUCCAAGCUCUGGAGUGCUUGAGGACCAACGCUAACGCCAGCUCGGCAGUCGCCUAUGUCGCCUGGCAGCAUGUGCGCGAAUAUUUCACGAUCCGCAACCCUCAAGACUCAGCAAGCUUCUCAGUGCUCUGCCCGAAUGGUACUCUCGCGUCUCUCACCACUGCGGUGUUGAGCAAUACUAUCUCGCCUUGUGCGUUCAUCAGACAGCCUUGGGGUGCUAUUGUUGCCAAUACCAACAACGCAGCAGCCCUCUUAACCAGCCUUAAGACGUGGUGGCCAGCUGGCUCCAGCCCCGCUACUGGCUGGCAGGCGACCCUGUUCAACGUGGUCACCGGAGGCUCUUCUAGCGCCAGGGUCGUCUUCCAGGACAGCCCCAUCUCGCUGCUGAAUUAUACUUCUGCUAUCCGCACAAUCAGCAACAUCGAUUCCACCGCAUCCUGCAUGCCCGCCCGUCGCUGGUGCACCAUCUCUACCCUCGAACAAACCAAGUGCAACUGGGUGAGGGUAUCAGCCCAUACCCUGGGUGUUCAGCCCAGCAUUGCUUGUCAACAGAGGAACAGUGUGCUGGAGUGCUUAAAUGAUAUCAAGGAUGAUAGAGCUGAUUUUAUAUCUGCGCCUUCGAAUUAUGGGUAUUUGGCUAGACAGCACUACAAACUAACGCCAGUGAAGCUGGUACAAAACUCCCCUGACGACGCAUCAAGAGUAGCAGCCUUCGUCAAGGAGUCAGCUGUCAUCUCCUCGAACGUGACUCGCUAUGAAAACCUCCGUGGAAAGAACGCUUGCUUCCCUGAAUACGGCGGUCUUGCCUACAUGUCCUUCGUCCGCGUGGGACAGGAGCGCGGAGUCCUGUCCUCCUCGGAGUGCGACUACGCGGCGGCUGUGGGCGAGUUCUUCGGCGGCGCGUGCGCUCCCGGCGCUAUUGAUGCCUCGCAUGCGCUCUCUGAGUCUUCUAGCUUCAACUCGUCCGUCCUGUGUACUUCCUGCAGAACCAGUGUCAACAUAAAUGGCAACAAUUCGACCUGUGCCUGGGAUUACACGAACAUGUACUUCGGCAACAACGGCACGCUCGCUUGUCUUAACGACCCUAACAACGAUGUCGCUUUCCUCAACACUAGGAGCAUGGCCACACACCUAACCAGCCUAGGCCUGCAAGCGACUCAGUUCCGCGCCCUCUGCCGCAACAACUCUCUAGCCGCCACCACCGGCAUCAGCAUCGACGACAACUGUCUCCUGGCAUACGUGGUGGACGCUGAGAUCGUCACCAGAAGAAACGACCCACAAUACAACAGCCUAAACACGCUACUAGACUCUCUCGACACCUACUUUGGCUACAACGCGGCAUCAGGCAACCAACUCAUCAACUUGGAAAUAUUCUCCCCAUUCAACGAAAAUAAGAACUUACUCUUCAAAGACUCAACUAUCGGUUUGACAGAAGCAUCUCUCGGCUCUUCUCAUGAACCAGCGAGGAACUAUAUUGAGCUGUUCAGACAUUUGCAAGCUUGUACGGGCACUGCGCCUCCUAUUGCAGGCCUUGCCAACCGUAGUUUCUAUUCUAUAGUAACUUUACUUACAAUGGCGAUAAUGACAAGAUUCGUCAUUUAUUAGUUGAGUUUUUUCUAGUGUGUGUAUCCGAACCAUGGAGAAUAAAAUGAUUAGCGGAGGUGUCAUGACGCAAAAUCUUCUAAGAAAAUACCUCGCCAAAAAAGGGUAUUCGGGGGACGAGGAACGUUACUAGCCCCGCCCUUACACGCCGUCUUUGGAUCGAUAAUUUUUGUAAUACCAAAAAUCGUUGACAGAUGUCUCAAAGAACCCGAACGCCUAUUUAAUUCACUUGUAACUGAUCGUUAAGGUCGCGUCCACCGUACGUAUUUGACCUAGAAGAAGGCGCGUAACCUACUUUCGUUAUGACAUCUCCACUAUCUUUCCUUCCUCCGUGAUCCGAACGUAUUUUAUUUUAUUAUUCUGUAAGGUUUGACAGUUGUUUUGGCGGGAAGCGUUUUUAUUGGUUGUUGUUUUUUUCUUUUCUAUUACCGCGUUCAUGAUUUGAAUUGUAAAAAGGUAAGUAUUUUAUCAAAAUAUCACCAAUCUUUUUUUGCAAAUUAGUAGUAGUAUAAGUUAAUGUAUCCCAAUCAUAAAAUAUUGUUAAGAAUAAUUAAUUUUAUUACUUACAUUAUAUUUUUAUAGCUGAAUUUAUUUUUGUAUUUAAAUACUACAUCUAAACCGUAUUUCCUCCGAAUUUUCUUGUUUUAAUAUGUUAUGAACAAACAGUAGUUAGUUAUUUUAACUUUAGACGUUAAUUAUGUUACCAGUGUAUUUCGUUUGUAUUUUUGUGAAUAAAAUUAAACAUUUUUUAUAAUAAAUA
Helicoverpa zea (corn earworm) is the source of this 3178-nucleotide messenger RNA. RefSeq names its product transferrin-like. Bases 121 to 2421 code for a protein of 766 amino acids. Gene Ontology annotation, cellular component: plasma membrane; early endosome; recycling endosome. The transcript has 15 exons. Lineage: Eukaryota; Metazoa; Arthropoda; Insecta; Lepidoptera; Noctuidae. Gene Ontology annotation, biological process: iron ion transport. The record is from RefSeq and is a predicted model, not a curated record.